GUUAUAUUGAAUGUAUUCAUAUCGACAUACUAAUACGAAGUUAUAGAAGCCAAAUUGUGAAACAGAAUAAUGAGUGUUCAAUGUAUCAAAUUCCAAGAACACGUAUCUGUAAUAUCAAAAUCUAGAAGCUAGUAAAAGAAAACUCGAAGAACUCGUAACCGUAACCAAAGAAACGAAGAAAGAAGAAUAAGAAAGAUAUAGAUGUGUUAACGAAGAAACUGCUGGAGCAAGAAGCAAAAUUCAAAAUCAUCGCGUCAGGAUGCAUAUUGAAGUGCAAGUUGCGCUGAAUUUCGUGAUAUCGUACCUGUACAACAAACUGCCCAGACGGAGGGUCAAUAUUUUCGGAGAGGAGCUCGAAAAAGCGUUAAAAGACAAAUUUCAGGGUCAUUGGUACCCGGAAAAGCCGUUCCGCGGGUCCGCGUUCCGUUGUCUAAAGACCGGUUCCCCGGUGGAUCGUGUCCUCGAACGUGCAGCCCGCGAGAGCGGUGUACCCGUCGAGGAUGUCCUUGAAAACCUGCCCAGGGAAUUGGCUGUAUGGGUGGACCCAGGGGAAGUGAGCUAUCGCAUCGGUGAGAAGGGGCUGGUGAAGGUGCUGUACAGCGAAAAGGCAGCAGCGGCGGCGGCUGCGGCGGCAGCUGCUGCGGCAGCUGUAGGAACCGCCCAAGGGCUCGUCUCCGGCGGGAUGGCUCCUCCGCCACCGCAAGACCAAUGCACUCAAAGACACCAGAGGCCGGAUGAUCUUAUGCAAGAGGAUAGGGAGGUGACGAAGACCUUCAAUCCAGAAGCGCAAUGCUUCCGUCCGAUCGACAGUGUGAGCAAUGCCCUAUCCGGCCUGUCGCUUUCCCCUGGGGGCAAACCCAUGGGCGGAGCUAACGGAGGCUUCCCAGCCGCCGCCCAAACCCCUCCUGCUGCGCCCUCGCCGACGCCGUUCAAGGCCGCAUCGCCUGCUCCGCAAGCAGGGGUUGGCGGCCCCCAAGCUCCUGGCGCUCCUACGCAGCCGUUCAUACCCAGGUCCACGCAGCCGCUGACUUUCACUACGGCCACCUUCGCGCAAACCAAGUUUGGCAGCACCAAGCUCAAGACUAGCAGCAAGAGGGCCAAUCGCAUGUCCCCGACGGAGUUCUCGAACUACAUAAAGCAGCGCGCUAUGCAACAGCAGCUCCACCAACAACAACAGCAGCAGCAACAGGUAGCCGCAGCUGCGGCUGCUGCCGCCGCCGCUGCUGCAGCCGCGGCAGCCGCCGCUUCCCAUCAGCAACACUCGCCGGCUGCUGCGGCGGGAAGGGCGUUGUCUCCCGAUCCUACCGCGUAUUUCUUCCCGCCGGCAGCUGCCGCGGCGCUAGGGCAUCACUACCCGCCGCCUCCGCCGCAUUUCCCGGGGCGCGCCGCCAAUGGCUUUGACUCCAAUCCGCCGUUGCAGCUGCAGUUCGAGCCGUCACCGCCGCAGUCGUUCUAUCCUGCAGCUGGAGGUAUGGGUGGGCCGCAACCCACUCCGAACGGUCCCCAAGCAGGAGGUCAAGGAAACGGUUCCGGAGGUCAAGACAAGUUGGACAACAACUGGCCAUACUCCGGGCAGUACCAACAUCUGUUAGUCGCCAACUAAACUGUACGCUUCUGGUACAGUGGUUCUCUUCUGCUAGAGCCGAAGGACAUCAAUAGGGAGGUACACUUUAGUGAGAUGUCGUUACGUGGACAAGCAUAUAUGUAUAGAGGGCGCAAAUGUCUGAUGGUUGACCACAACUGACCAGAAUCACCUUGAAUUUCGUCAACGUUUGAAGAAAGCAGAAAGUAUACUAUGAAAAUGAUAUAAAUCAAAGAAAAUGUACCCAUCUAUCCACUAUAUUUCCAGUUUGCUUAGAGCAAAGUCACUAACUACAACUAUAACCAAAGGAUAACGUCUAAAUAUCUCAACUAGUUGUUCAGUAAGCAAAGAAUAAGUCUAUUCCGAAAAAAAUAUAAAUCUACGAUUCUACUACGGUUAUAAUAUCAGUUUCAAGUUUCAAUAAUUUAAGACGAAAAUUAUAUCUAUCAUUGUGUAUAUCAAGGUGGUUGGCUACUGGAGAAAUAUUUUUUAUUCAAACAUCAGAUUGAGGUGGUUUGAUUAUAUUUUACUUUGAUAUUUUCGCAGUUCCUAUUUCUUCUUUAAUUUUGUACUAAGUGGUUCUUGCUAGUGGGAUACCGUUGGUUCUUUCUUCUAAUGAAUUGUAUAUAAAUAGUGUAAAGUUCUUAAUGGAUAUAUUUAUAAAGAAAAUGAUGAAACUUCCAUUGUCUGGAGUAGUUAGGAUCUCCGUAAUAUUUAAAUUAUUUGUAAAUACGACUUUUUUAUAAUUUUUAUAUUUUUGUAGCGAAAAUCUUAUUUUAAUACUUGAUGAAUACUUAACACGCACUUUUAACACGAUCUUAAAAGUAUAAAAUCACAUGAUGUUAUUGAACAGUUUUUCAAUGCAAAUUUUUAGAUACAUAUUAUCUUUAAAGCUAAAUGUGUAUUAGGACAGAAAAGCAACAUUUUUAUUCUUGUAAUUGCGUAAUUAUUAGGUAAAAAUGUUCGAGAUAUUUUUUUAGACACUCUGUGUAUAUUAGUUGAAAAUCUAUAAAUAUAUAUAUUUUUCCAUGGAAAAAAUGUGUAAAUACUUAUAUUUUGCACUCUACGGGCGGCUAUAACGGUUAAACAAUAUUAAUUAUUUUAGAGUCCACGUAACGACAAAAAUUUAACAUCACACGCCUUUUUUAUACACGUAUUUUCAAAUCCUCCCCGCCUUCAAACAGCACCAAAUAAGCUCAGUUCAUUUCUAUAAAUCUGCAUUAACUUAAAGUGCAGUUGAACCAAAAUGUGAAAGCCAGGUCUCCGGGCUGGUUUGGCAAUUUCAGGAUCCAGAGUAUAACAUUGAUAUCGAGUUGAGUUUUGUUGGUGCUACAGAAGAUCUAGAGAGCCACGUUUCUCGUAGCCGUAACAAAAAAAAAACAUACGUUAUCUUAUAUAUUAUAAGAAAACCCAGCUUGAUACUUUAGAUUUUUAUAAUUCGUAGUUAACUUAGAUAAUAUAGAUGUUUCUUACUUUGUAUAUGGUGUUUACAGUAUUCUUGUAGAGUGUAGAGUGUUUUUCCUAAAUUUUUUAUAUUGUAUGUAUUUUUUUAUUUUUGUAUGUAAAAGCUCAAGAUGUCAUCUAGUCCCAUUUGUAACAAGUACACAUUUUCAAUAAGUGUUGGCAUAUCAUAUCGGGUCCUAACAUAAAAACAAAUGAAUAGUAAGAGAAAAAUAUUAUAGCCUCGUCGACACAAUCUCAGUUUAGCUCUUCGCAAACAUACAAGACUUUCAAAACUUUACGUUAAAAAAGUUUUGUCGAAAUAGAUGCUCCAAUAUCUAUGUUUCUUCUAUAACACAUUAGACAACUGAUAUAUUCACCAAAACUACCCCUAUUUGAACGGUACAAAUCAAAACAAAAUUUCCUAUUUCGGAAAAAGCAAGUAUUUUGUUUAUGAGAAUGCCUUUGAGGUGUAUUGAUUUUGUCUAGUGCUUUCUGUCGUAUAGUUUUGAGAUGCCCUGUUUAUAUUUACGCAAUAAUAUUGAUCUGUUAUAUAGGUACUGAAUUUGUGAUAUUCCGGUUAGUCAUAGCGAACUUUGUAUAAUGUUAAAUAAAUUUUAGUGUUACCUCCGAUCUCUUUAGAAGAUAUAUGUCGUCGAUAAACACUAUUUUUAUUGUGAAUCAAUGGUGGUUCUAAACCCUGGACAUUAUUAUCAUUUUUUUACUUAUGUAUGUAUAUCUCUGUCACGGUUUAAAUAUCAACACAAAUAUUGUUCGGGGUUCGUAUAUAGUGUAGGAGACACUGUUUUUAGUUACCCACCUUUUCUUUUCCAGCAUCUGGUGACCCAAAAUUUACCAUACUGACGUCUACUCAAACCAGAUUCAUUCUAAGAACAUGCGUUGUUCAACAUAACUGGUUAUUUAUCUCGUCAAGAAUUAGUUAUGCUAGAACGCUUCUAGAGAAGUUUUUUUAUAUUAGUACCAAAGAUCGACGUAUUUGUGACGUUAUUACGUAUAACGCAACGUCACUGAAGCUACGUCAUAUUGACGUCAUAUUGUGUCCAAAUGAAAAAUGAACAAUAUUCGACGUUGUAAAUACGUCUUUUUAUGGAUGGACUUUUUGUUCAGUAUUCAUUGGUGAUUUUGGGUUAUCAAGAUGAGUGUUUUCAGUUGCUAAAGUGAUUGGAGUAGGAGCUUGUGUGGACGUGGACACUUUGUACGCUCAGUAUUGCAUGAUGAUGUUAUCGCCGUACCCGAAAUGGGUACUAGAUGCUUCCUUUUUCUCACAUUUUUAAGGUUUAACGUGCUAUUUUUUACUGCUUGAUUUUUGUUACGUUUCUCACUGAUGUUUAUUUUUUAUUUGUAUAGAAUUGUUGACUUUAAUAUAAUAUAUAUUUUGUUAAGAGCCAAUAGUUUGAUUGUCGCAUCACUUUGGUGUGUCUCGUAUGAUUAGUUCCAGCGUACCUGACUUGUUACUAUAUCAUUAUAGGUGGAUUUUUCGUAUUUGCUAGCUAAUUAUUGAUUAUCAUAAACGUUAGUAUGUAAUUCAUUCAACGAAAAAUCAAAAUUCUUCUUGAAAACGCUUACUCAUCCAAACAUUCACAUUUUACAAUUUUCACACAUUCUACAAACCCCCAACUCUCUAAAUAUAAAUCCAAGGCCUUUACCAGACUAUUUGCAAAAUAUAUCAAUACUUAGACAUACCUUAUAUUUUUUGCAAAGUCUUUACAAAAAAAUUACGUACGUACUACCAUUUACUAGGUAUUUGAUAUAUGUGUGUCUUUGAUUCACACUUAAGUGUCACUAAAAACACGCAAAAAAUAUGUUGAAAAUGUUGAUGUUGAUAUAGUUAUGGGAAAUGAAUAAAGUUGAAUCUAGAAGUAAUUGUGGUUCAAUCUAAGGUUUUUGACCAAGAAAACAUCCAACUUUUAUCAAUAGUAAAGUGUUUUAGGAUGUUAAAAAUUGUAAAAGGUAAAUGUCCCUGGCUGUAACAACUUGAAAAUUCACCUGAAAUUUUCAAAAAGGAAUCUUGUGAUCAGUGCUUUAUAAUAUCGCUUCAAGUGAUAAGAAUCUGAUGGUGAUAUGAAUCGAGUGGUUGUCACAUCGGAAUAAUAGGGAAAAUUGAUAGGAUAAGGCUUUUCCAAUGCGGUCUCAUCUCAGUUACAGUAGCGUUACUGAUCCAAAAAAGAGACCAUUUUGGCGAAAGCACCAAUUUGAACAGAAUGAUACUUGCAUGUAGAUAGUGCAUGGGAUAUAUUUUUUUUCUAUUUUGCAUGAUCCAGUCGCGUACAACUAGAAUACAACAACAGCAGCAAAUUCUCCAAAACAACAGAGGUGUAUGUGUGUAUGUGUUCCGAGAUACAGCAUUUUAGUUUCCCAAUAGUCAUAAAAGUUCCCCUUAAUAUGUGUCCUAAAAUGCUUACGAGUAUGUAUGGUACACCAAUACCUUCCUCACAAACUCUCUAUAUUACAAAUUAAAAGUUCUCAUUGAAUUUUUUGCUUCGAUUAUUUCAAACACGUCACUGAAUUUUAGAACACCUUUCUGAUGUUACUCUGUUGUUGAAUAUGGUUAUGUAGUUUGAAAAAUGAGUAAGAAUCAGGUAAGUACUUCAUUUGUUUAUACUUCUAACAAAAUUAUUUUGCAGCUAUGAAUCAACUUAAAUAUUGAGUAGAAAUACUCUCCUUCAUACAUCAAUAACUUUUUUAGCAGAUUCCAAUUGAAGUCACUGCUUUCGAAUUGCCUAGUAAUAUAAUUCAAAAACUAAAAACACAAAGUUUCGCACACACGUCAAUCUUAGUGGAAUGAUGAGUAACUUUAAUUUUCUUAAUUAUUCACACCAAAAUACAUUGGAAGGAUCCUAAAUAGAGCAAAUGAAGAUGAACGUCGUCUUAGUAGUGGUGAUUCAGGAGUAAACCUUUUAUACAUACGAAAGUUACUAGGUAGAUUUUCCCUCCACGUGAUAAAAAGUAUUUUUUUAAGAAUACGGAAAACGUCUGUUUGGACGUUUAUGAUUGGUCGGAGAGUUUGUAGGCAAUGGCAGAGUGGCUUUCAACAUUUCUAGUAUAGGAUGUAAUAUGCAAUAUUAUUAACAACUUCUGUUUCUAACAUCCUCAUCAUGACGAUACAACCGAUUUUCCUUACUCUGUUCCUUUUAGAGUUUUCAUUCGAUACAUUGAACGUGUCAUAUGCACCCUAUAUACAAAAUGGUUGACGCUUAAAGAAAUAUUGAUGCCACUAUAUCGCAAGCAUAUGCUCAUAGACACUGGUGGUAAAAAAUAAAAUAUGGCCAACGGUGUACAAGUUACCUGUAUCUGAAGCUCGACAUUCAAAAAUUGAGUCUUUUCUAGGGCAAGGAAUAUAUCAUUGCAACUUGCGUAAUUCCGCCAGUUUAUCAUGAACAGGAAUUAAUAAGCCACAAAGAUAUCUAAAGGUCUAAAAGAAACUAUUCACGCGUAUUUCCUGAAAUGUUACAUAAAGAUGAAAGAUGCUACCUUUAACUCAUUCACCUGACACAAUCUAAGAAACUUAGGCGCAGGACAUUUUUAAAAUUGAAAAUCAACCUGGACAUGAGAACUCCUUUUAUGUUAAAACUUCCUUUCAUACAAUCGCAGAAUGUAUUGAGUCAUCAACACAAAGAUUCCAGAAUAAAAUUCAUGAGGCAAUUCAGCCCAAUUUUGCGUAAUUUUAUAGAUAUUUAUAUUUUGCAGAUGCUAUAUUUUCAUUCAAUUGAUUAUUACAAACAGAUUCUUACGAUUUGCAUGGUAUUUUUAAAACGUCGCUCUAUGUUUUAAAUUCUCUAGAUUAUUUACUUCACGCUCCCAAGAUUAUUCUGAUUGAGGAUAAAUGUUAAAACUUUUCAAAAACUAUGAGACAAAAGGUGUUUCUUAUCUUUAGGAAAGAAUCAAUUUUCCGAAUAAUAGAGCACCCAGAGCUACAACAAUGUACAUGAUUCGUAUUUAUAUAGAUUCUCAAUUAUUUUAUAUACUUGCUUGUGUACUUAAUCGCAUUUUAAAUCUAAAUAAAGAUGUGUAUAUACUCUCCCAAACUAAUCGUGUUGUUUAUAAUCCAUGUGUAUUCUUGUAACCAUACGUUAUACGAGUAGAACUUUUUUAUACUUAGAUACAAACUUUGGAAAAAUGGAAGAAGAAUGCGUUUGGCAAUGGAAGAAAAGGAUGUGCUUCAGAUGCUUCAUUCACUCAGGUUCAACAAGAUACAAUGCUUAAGAAUUCAAUUUUUUAUAUAUAAUAUCAUAAUUUUAAUUCUUAUAUUAGACUAACGUAUUUUCUAUUAGAUGUAUUUGCGUAUUAGGCGAACAAUAACCUUAAUUAAUGCCUUGCUUGAAUUUUCCAAUACAUAAUGUAUACGUAAAUACGACAAUGCGUCUACCUCUGAAUUUUUAUUUCCUAGAUGCGGUGUAGAUGUAUAGAUUUUUUUGGUUUUCGUGAUUAUUUAUUCCACACGCACUAGUAUUCAGGUAUAAACUCUAUUAUUGAAAGAGUUUUCCCAUAUAGAACAAGAAGUUCAGAACGAAAAAUUAGACAAUCUGUAUCAUAAUAAUAUGAUGAUAUUUAAAAAAAUAGCAUCCUUGCCUACUAUUAACAAACCAUUGUUCCAGAGAAAACGAUACCAAAAAUAUAAAUCUUUCAAGGGACUGAUAUGCCCCAUAAGGAAUGUGAUGGCUCUUUUUUACUAACCCUAAUUGUCGUAGCAGUAGGUAGGCUAGUUGCAAAACAUUAAAUAGUCAAUAAUAGAGUUCACGAGUAUCCAUUACGGUAGAAUGAAAGCUGAAUAUCUAGUAAUAUUUCAAAAUUCAUAUACUGACAAAUGACGUAAUUCUUUUAUUAAUUUGGAAAAGUUCAUUUGAAUAGAGAAAAAAACAGACUAAAACAAAGAUGUCACUUGCUGUUCACGUCAGUAGACGUCAAAACGUGAUGGAUAUUUUUGAAAUAGGGCUUACAGAAAAAUAAAAGAACCUUAUGCGAAAAUAUUAUUGCUAAUCUCCAAUGUAGAAAUCUCACAAAUUCAAACUUGAAGCGUCUUGAACAUAAUUCGUCUAUUUAUUUAAGUGAUUUUCAUUAUCUUUGUUCAGAGCAUUAAAAGGUCAUCAAAAUAAGUAUUUGCACUACUUUUGCUCAUUCUAAACAGGUUUAAAAAAAUCCUACAGUGUUAUGAGAACGACAUGGUGGGUAGUCUUGUUGACUAUAGUGACGUGUUUUUCAACUAACCUACACUUUAUGUACUUUGUAAAUGUCACUACUAUCUGUGUUAGCUACAUCUCUAACUUUAUUACUACUAAAAAAAGAAAUAAUUGUGACUCUAAGGUGUAGUUUGAUGAGAACCAUAUAAUAAUGAAUAUAUUUAAAUAUAGUGAGACACACGGAUUUCCAUCCCGUUAAUCUUAAGUAAUAUGUGUAUGAUAAUAUAGUCUAUAAUUUUUCAUAUUGUUGUA
Molecule: messenger RNA, 8472 nt
Organism: Acanthoscelides obtectus
Lineage: Eukaryota; Metazoa; Arthropoda; Insecta; Coleoptera; Chrysomelidae
Source: the annotation of a GenBank genome assembly